CCUUUCCUACUUGUUACCUACUUUGCUUCCCUUCUUCCUCUCUUGUUGACCUUCAAUAAUCAUUGUCGUUGCCUUUCUUUGCCCGGAAGCAAUUCGCUGAGUCAUUCAUUGUAACGGUGAUUUAUCACCAAGUCGCUCCUUAACAAACAAACAUUUCAAUUCAGGUCAGCCGAGGAGGUUCUACUUAGCGCUUCUUAACUUACCUCUCUAGGUGUUUGCUUGUCCACGUUCUCUUCAAGCCUGUUGUACUUCCGGCCCAGUUUUCGAGAGAAAGGUGCAGCCCAACAUAUACAUAAAAGUAAUAUUAACGGGUCGAGAGACGCGAAAUAUCUCUACACAAAAGAACAUAUAUCCUUGGAUAGUCUCACAUUCGGGAAGAGCAAACAUCAUUAUCAAGGACUCCCUUUCGAUCGCUCACGAUGAAGUACUCGACCGCGCUCGUCGUGGCCACGGCCUCGGCGGUCAACGCGGGCUUCUGUACCGAUGCCUUUGAAGAGUUCGGAAACUUCUUCUGCCCUAAUGCGGUUAAGCAAGUCAAGUACAGUGGCCUCGACAUCGCUGGCAAGUACCGCGCCGUCGCCCAGAUGGACAACAGUGGACUAUGCACGUUCCAGGACAAGGACUAUUCUGGUCCCAUCGCCCCGUUCGACGAGGAUUUGACUUUGCACUUCCGAGGUCCCCUCGAACUGAAGACUGUCGCUGUAUUCACCCCUUCUUCGAGUGCGUCCAAGCGAGAAGUCCAGAGACCUCACUCCAAGCGCCAUGGCCACCAGCAUCUUCACAAGAAGCACCACGAACACGCCAAGGCCGAUAAGCGUGAAGAUAUGGUCGUCGCCACGAUCGAUGGCCAGGUAGUGUCGUGGGUGAACAAUUAUUUCGGUGGUGGCGCCGAGACCACUGCCCCUGCUUCGGCUUCCGCAGCUACGGAGACCCCUGCUGCUUACCCUGUUGCCUCUGCAUCCGACAGCAGCUCCGAAGCGCCAGCUCCGUCGGCGUCUAGUUCUGCCCCCGUCGACGUUCCUGCUGGCGACUUCCAACGUACCGCCUACUACAACUCUCAGGACCAGACAGCCGAUGGUCUUGUUUUCCUCGGUAACUUUGGUGACCCGGCUAUUUCUGGUACUUGGGACACUGUCUGGGGUGCUAGCUUGGCCUACGCUAACGAGGAUGGCACCAAGGCUGCUCCCUCCCCCACCGUCCUUAAGGACUGCCGUAUUGAUGACACCAAAGAAAUCAUUAUCGCUUCUGACGAAAAGUGCGAUGACAGCUGUGGUGCCGUUCGCCCUGGCUCUGUUGCUUACAAGGGAUUCAGUGGUGCUAACAAGGUCUUCCUUACCGAGUUCUCUAUGCCCCUGAGCGGCCAGACUGGCUGGAACAUGGACAUGCCCGCAUACUGGCUGCUGAACGGUGCCAUUCCACGAACGGGCCAGUACAGCAAGUGCAGCUGCUGGUCUGGCGACAACUCGAGCCCCCAACAGGGUGGUUGUGGUGAGGCCGAUAUCAUCGAGGUCCUCCGCUCCGGUGACACCAAGGCCAAGUCGACUUUCCACUUCGCCGCCGGCACUGGUGACUCCCACUACUUCGACCGCCCGACCAAUAAGACCAUUAAGGUUGCCGUCGUCUUCCAGGCUGCCUCGUCCACCGCCUCUAUCAAGGUCCUCGACGACGACUUCGACAUGACCGGUACCAGCCUAACCUCCGACCAGGUCGAGGAUAUGAUCAACGACGAGCCCGAUAUCAACCUCUUCAGCUUGAUGACCUUCGGCUCGUAAAAGUUUCCGGGGGGGUUUAGUCACGAGAGACGAGGGUGACGGGGGGAGGAAAGGAGGAAAGGAAGGAGGGGUGAUGGUCUGGGGACGACGGUUGACGUCUGCUUCUGGACUUGCUUUUUUAUGUGGUUUCUACGAUGGAUAUAGGAGCAGUUGUGCAAUGUGUUUUUCUGCGCCCGAUAUUCCCCUUUUUGCAUAUUUUGAUCUGAUGAUUCUACAGCCUCAGUGGGUGUCGCCUCGUCCCGGAGUGUUUGCUUGAAGCGUGAAGUUGCUGCUGUUGUUGUGAAGUGGGCCAAAUGUGAUAUUUUGGGGAGCUCUACUGUCUACAUGUUAGAGGUGGGUCGGCUAGAUUGCUUUGGCGUUGGAAGAAGGUUUGCUGCUGAGAAGAUUGCGCGGGCCUGUCGUGAUACCGUGAGGCUCCGCGUGGUCUCGGGAACAACCCGAGACAGAUCUGGUGUUCCGUGAUAUUUCGCUUAAUUUACCAACUUCCCGAUUACAGACCCGUAAUUUUCAUCCUGGACGAUAGGUACUUUAAUGGUAUACCUUGUACCUUUAUCUUGUGUUGUAUUAGGAUAUAUGUAAUAGUCUAGGUUAGGUAGGUACUUAAGAGGUUCCUUUAAUGUAUAUACAACAUACAGUUAAUAGCCUAUUAGACCUAACCAUCUGUACAAACGGGGACUUAUUCAGGUAAUCUUUUGUAAAUCAUAAU
This is a messenger RNA of Daldinia loculata, 2478 nucleotides long. RefSeq names its product putative TOS1-like glycosyl hydrolase-domain-containing protein. Bases 420 to 1772 code for a protein of 450 amino acids. The transcript has 4 exons. Gene Ontology annotation, cellular component: fungal-type cell wall. NCBI's taxonomy places the organism in Eukaryota, Fungi, Ascomycota, Sordariomycetes, Xylariales, Hypoxylaceae. The record is from RefSeq and is a predicted model, not a curated record.